GCCCAACUAUGGCGCCUACAACUCAAUCACCUGGUAACCAAGCGCUAAAUGAUAUCGAGAAAAUCCGGGAUCUGGUCGCACGACGCAACCGAGCGCUCGACUCCUUAUACCUUGACCAAGAAGAGAAAGAUGAAUUACGUAAGGAUUUGAAUCAGACAGGUUGGCCGGUAACUCUUUGUAAAGGUGGCUCACAGGCAAUGAGGGUCAUGAAUGAGUCGUUCGAUACCCGCGAUCUCUAUGCACUGCUCUGUAUCAUGCGACACAUGAUCAUACGACACCCCGAUGUUGUGCCCGACGAAUUGAAUCUCUUCUUCUUGAAUCAGGACAGCAAGAAGUUCAGCAAUAAGUGGAGCAAGAUGCAACAGAAGUGCAACGAUAAUUGGAAUGAAGCAGAUGACGAGGACCUGAUAAGGCUGUACGAGGGCGUCAACAAGACUUUCAAGGAUAUUGCUAGUGAGAACUUCCCAGACUUUCGAGAAGCCGCGAAAAAGUUUCCGGAACCAGGUAUCCUGAUCGAGAUUGCGCAUCUGACAGCUAAGAAGAGGUUGACAGCUAAGGAAAGGAAAGCGAAGCAGAUGGCGUUAGCAGAUCAAUGA
Alternaria metachromatica is the source of this 596-nucleotide messenger RNA. RefSeq lists its product as uncharacterized. The record is from RefSeq and is a predicted model, not a curated record. NCBI's taxonomy places the organism in Eukaryota, Fungi, Ascomycota, Dothideomycetes, Pleosporales, Pleosporaceae. The annotation marks the transcript as partial. The transcript has a single exon.